GAGUAGGUGUCUUUCGGGUGAGACGGUGGUGGAGCAUCAAGUGCGCGAGGCUGCCAGGAGGGUGAACUCUACACCGACUCUAGGACCGGAGAGGGGGCGGCUCGGCACCGGGGAAGGGCACGCGGCGAGUAGGAGUCGGGCCGCUGAGCCCCGGCCUAGGCCCCGCGAUGUCCAGCUGCGGCGCUUGUACUUGCGGCGCGGUGGCGGCCCGGCUCUUCACCUCCUCGCUCGCCUCGGCGCAGAGAGGCAUUUCUUGCGGUCGCAUUCAUGUGCCAGUUUUAGGAAGGCUUGGGACCUUUGAGACUCAGAUCCUGCGCAGGGCCCCUCUUAGGACCUUCUCUGAAACACCCACGUACUUUGCCUCGAAAGAUGGGACAAAUAAAGAUGGCUCUGGAGAUGGAAACAAGAAAUCGGUCAGUGAGGGAAGCAGUAAAAAAUCAAGCUCUGGGAAUUCUGGGAAAGGCGGCAACCAGCUGCGCUGUCCUAAAUGUGGAGACUUGUGCACACAUGUGGAGACCUUCGUGUCAUCCACCCGUUUUGUCAAGUGUGAAAAAUGUCAUCAUUUUUUUGUUGUGCUAUCUGAAGCUGACUCAAAGAAAAGCAUAAUCAAAGAGCCGGAAUCAGCAGCAGAAGCUGUUAAAUUGGCAUUCCAACAGAAACCACCUCCUCCUCCCAAGAAGAUUUAUAACUACCUCGACAAGUAUGUUGUUGGUCAGUCUUUUGCAAAGAAGGUGCUUUCAGUUGCUGUGUAUAAUCAUUACAAGAGGAUAUAUAAUAAUAUCCCAGCCAAUCUGAGACAGCAGGCGGAGGUUGAGAAGCAGACAUCCUUAACACCUAGAGAGUUAGAAAUCCGAAGACGGGAGGAUGAAUACAGAUUUACAAAAUUGCUGCAGAUUGCUGGAAUCAGCCCACAUGGUAAUGCUUUGGGAGCAUCAAUGCAGCAACAGGUGAAUCAACAAAUACCUCAGGAAAAACGAGGAGGUGAAGUAUUGGAUUCUUCUCAUGAUGACAUAAAGCUUGAAAAAAGUAACAUUCUGCUGCUUGGACCAACUGGGUCAGGUAAAACCCUGCUGGCACAAACUCUAGCUAAAUGCCUUGAUGUUCCUUUUGCCAUCUGUGACUGUACAACUUUGACUCAGGCUGGAUAUGUAGGUGAAGACAUUGAAUCUGUGAUCGCCAAACUCCUCCAAGAUGCCAAUUAUAAUGUAGAAAAAGCACAACAAGGAAUUGUCUUUCUGGAUGAAGUAGAUAAGAUUGGCAGUGUGCCAGGCAUUCAUCAGUUACGGGAUGUAGGUGGAGAAGGCGUUCAGCAAGGCUUACUAAAACUACUAGAGGGCACAAUAGUCAAUGUUCCAGAAAAGAAUUCCCGAAAGCUGCGUGGAGAAACAGUACAAGUUGAUACAACAAACAUCCUGUUUGUUGCAUCUGGCGCUUUCAAUGGUUUAGACAGAAUUAUCAGCAGGAGGAAAAAUGAAAAGUAUCUUGGAUUUGGAACACCAUCUAACCUAGGAAAAGGCAGAAGAGCUGCAGCUGCUGCAGACCUUGCUAAUCGAAGUGGGGAGUCAAAUACUCACCAAGACAUUGAAGAAAAAGACCGGCUCUUACGACAUGUGGAAGCCAGGGAUCUCAUUGAAUUUGGCAUGAUUCCUGAGUUUGUGGGACGCUUGCCUGUGGUGGUUCCUUUACACAGCCUAGAUGAGAAAACACUUGUACAAAUACUAACCGAGCCACGGAAUGCUGUUAUCCCUCAGUAUCAGGCUCUAUUCAGCAUGGAUAAGUGUGAACUCAAUGUUACUGAGGAUGCUUUGAAAGCCAUAGCCAGAUUGGCACUAGAACGAAAAACAGGUGCACGAGGCCUUCGGUCCAUAAUGGAAAAACUGUUACUAGAACCGAUGUUUGAAGUCCCUAAUUCUGAUAUUGUCUGUGUGGAAGUUGACAAAGAAGUAGUAGAAGGAAAAAAGGAACCAGGAUACAUUCGGGCUCCAACAAAAGAAUCCCCUGAAGAGGAGUACGACUCUGGAGUUGAAGAGGAAGGAUGGCCUCGCCAAGCAGAUGCUGCCAAUAGCUAAACCGUCAGACCCUCCUGUAUAUCCAGCUCUUCCUUCCGUUGUUUAGGGCCGUAACUGUUUCUGCAGUCUGACAUUAAAGGCAUUGGAUCUGUCUUGGAUAUCAUACAUGGUCAGAAGCCUUUAGGAUAAGAAUCAGAUCAUGUAUAUUAUAGUAACAUCACAUUGAUUUAUACAGAGAACAUUACGUGGACUCUAAUAACACAGUGUUUAGAGAUAAAAUGUACAUUAUUUUGGUUCCAUUUUUUAAAAAAUAUGCUUCAACAAAAUUCUUUGGAGUUCUUUGAAGCAAUGCAGGUAUUGCAAUAACUAUGGAUUUUACAAUAAUGAUACUCUACAAAUGGAAAAAUAAAUUCUUUAAAAUUAAAUAUUGGCAUACUAUUCUUUAGUGUUACCUUUUUCUACUCACAUUUACCU
Messenger RNA from Ochotona curzoniae (black-lipped pika), 2483 nucleotides. Its product is annotated as ATP-dependent Clp protease ATP-binding subunit clpX-like, mitochondrial. Gene Ontology annotation, biological process: proteolysis; protein catabolic process; protein folding. The record is from RefSeq and is a predicted model, not a curated record. Lineage: Eukaryota; Metazoa; Chordata; Mammalia; Lagomorpha; Ochotonidae. The transcript is spliced from 14 exons. Gene Ontology annotation, cellular component: mitochondrial matrix. Gene Ontology annotation, molecular function: protein dimerization activity; ATP hydrolysis activity; ATP-dependent protein folding chaperone. The coding region runs from base 168 to 2069 and encodes 633 amino acids.